Messenger RNA from Pelecanus crispus (Dalmatian pelican), 883 nucleotides. The record is from RefSeq and is a predicted model, not a curated record. Lineage: Eukaryota; Metazoa; Chordata; Aves; Pelecaniformes; Pelecanidae.
CGACAAGAACCACAUGCACUUCGGGGCCAUCACCUGCGCCAUGGGCAUCCGGUACAAGUCCUACUGCUCCAACCUGGAGGAGAUGUUGAAGGAGAUGCGACACGGAACCAAGCUCUGCGACGUCUACGGCGCCGUGAUGGACGUGGUGAAGAAGCAGAAGCCGGAGUUGUUGAGCAAGAUCACCAAGAAUUUGGGCUUCGCCAUGGGCAUCGAGUUCAGGGAGGGCUCCUUGGUCAUCAACAGCAAGAACCAACACCGGCUGAAGAAGGGUCCUCUUCACCCCAAUGAGAUCCUUUUCACCUCAAAGAGGUCCUCUUCCACCCCAACGAGAUCCUCUCCUUCUACCCCAAACGAGGUUCUCUUGGACCUCAACGAGGUCCUCUCCUUCCACCCCAACAAGGUCGUCUUCACCUCAAAGAGCUCCUCUCCUGUCAUCCCACCAAGGUCUUCUCCUUCCACUCCAAACAAGGUCCUCUUGCGCCCCAAACGAGGUCUUCUUCACCCCAACAAGAUCUUCUUCAUCCCAAAAGAGGUCCUCUUCACCUCAAUGAGGUCCUCUUCCACCCCAACGAGGUCUUCUCCUUCCCCCCCAAUGAGGUCCUCUUCUUCACCCCAACGAGGUCUUCUUCAUCCCAAACCAGGUCCUCUUCACCUCAAAGAGCUCCUCUUGCACCUCCAUGAGGUCCUCUUCCACCCCACCGAGGUCUUCUGCUUCCACCCCACCGAGGUCUUCUGCUUCCACCCCACUGAGGUCCUCUUCACCCAAAGAGGCAUGGUCUUCAGCAUCAACGUCGGCUUCUCCGACCUGACCAACAAGGAGGGCAAAAAACCCGAGGAGAAGACCUACGCCAUGUUCAUCGGGGACACCGUGCUGGUGGACGAG